Schistosoma haematobium is the source of this 2573-nucleotide messenger RNA. RefSeq lists its product as uncharacterized. NCBI's taxonomy places the organism in Eukaryota, Metazoa, Platyhelminthes, Trematoda, Strigeidida, Schistosomatidae. The record is from RefSeq and is a predicted model, not a curated record. The transcript has 9 exons. Bases 259 to 702 code for a protein of 147 amino acids.
AGUUAAUGCAAUGAGAUAACGUUACUGGUUUUUGUUUACCUAAACCAUUUUAGAUACAAUUUUUCAUCUGAUCAUCUCUCAAUAUCACUAUAUUUGAUCAUUGUCUUCCUUUUCAAAUACUUCAAUUGUCAAGAUAUCUGUGAAAAACCUGAAUCAAAAGACUAUAACAAAGUAAUAUUUAAAAAUGAUUCAUAUCAAUAUGUAAGUAAUUAGUCAGAUUCUAAUACACAUACUAAGUCUUUCCAUUAUCAUUACUCAAUGAGAAUUAUUCUUAAUCAAUCUUAUCCAGUUAUGAAUGAUAUUUUAAAUAAAUCUCUUAAUCGUCAACGUGUUACACCAAAAUUCUCAUUUAAAUAUUAUGAUAGUCAAACCAAUAAUCUUGUUAUUGACUCUAGAGGUGAAAUAGGUAUAUUCAAAGAAAGGUACCUCGGAUUUAUUACAAGUCAUUUAUCAGGCACUUCACGUUCAGAAUAUGGAGUUUUGGAUACCCAGGAAUUAUUCGCUGUCAAAUGGUCUUAUGUGAAAACAGUUGAUGAUACAAAGGUUACAGCUAAUAUAACUUGCCUGAUACAUUCAAAGGGGAAAAUAUCUUUCUAUUAUGAUUAUAUUCCUAUAGAAAUUGAGGAAAGUAGGCGGCAAUCGAAAAUCAACCAUAUGUUUAUGUGUGGAACAAGUAAGAAACAUUUCAAUGAAUGUCGUUAACAUUCUGAUGUACGGUGACUUGUUACAUUACUUUCUAUUGGUAACACGAUAUCAACAUGUCAACACAGAAUAUUUCUGUAUUCUAUCACAGUGACUUUCUUAAAGCCUACAUUAUUCAGUUGUUUCGUGAGUGAAAUCAGUUGGUGGAAAUAUCAUUGAAUUGUUGCGGAUAAUUGUGCGAAAUGAAAUUGGGAUACUAUUUGUAAACGCACACAUCUGAUUAUGAAUAAUAGUGCAGCAGAAUCCUGAAAGUGUUUGAUGUUUAUGAUUAAGUUUUUCAAACAAUGGAUCACUGCAAUUAACUGAAUUGAAAUCGAACGACCGUCAUUCUUAUUGAUGUCACAGAAAUUAUUUGAGCUGUUAUGGUGAAAUAGUACUAACGUUGCUUCAGAUUUCUGUGCUAAAUUCCAUCCACAAGGAAUUUCAUGAACCACAUCCACUGACACUCACUUAACCGAGUAUCUCGAGCAAAAUAACUGAAGUGUAUGAAUGUCUUCAUCGCAAAACUGUGGAUGGCUAUUUGGAGACGUAUUACGCUUAUGGUUACCGAUUGACUGAUCAACACAGGAAUAUGUGAAUGGUCGUAUUAAGCAGACAAUAUAUCCACUCAUUAACUCACUGACUCACUUACUCACAGUACGAUCAGUUACACUUGCAGUCCUCAGUCAUAUCACCACUUAAUGCAAACGGAGGUGUAUUUUGCAUAAAACAGAAAUAAACAAGGUGUACUUGAAACUGAUAUUUCUUUUAUAAAAUGCUCAAAUGUCAUGCUUCACUGAAAUAAUCAUAUGUUAUUGAAAGAUGAAGCUGAAUUUCAAGACGAGUAUUGAGUAUAUCACAGCAGUUGAAAUAUUGGUACCUGAAAAGUGGAUCAAAACUGGCACGUUAGUAGAGUAUGAAGUUAUCGGGAAAAUUUGUUCAAAAUACAAUUCAAUUGAAAUAUGCCAAAAUACAACAACAUUGAAUAUAACAUGUAUUUGGUGUGAAAAAGCUAAUGCAUGCAUUGAAAGUAAUGAUGAAGAUACUCAUCAUUUGAAAGUAAAUGAUUGUCAGAUUAAGAAUAUGAUGACUACCGAAAUAACCGAAGAGAAUAAACAGAACAAAUCACCUCAGUAUUUGUACAUUGUGAUACCUUUGGUUGUUUCUUUAUUUGUUAUAUGUAUCGGUUGUAUUAUUUGGAGAUGGAUGUAUAAAAGAAAGAGAAAUAAUGAAUGAACAUCUUAUAACUCACUUCAAAUAUUCUGACUAAGUUGUUUCUCUUCUAUAUUUCAUUAGAAAACUUUCGAUUCGAUUCUUAUUCAUUUCAAAGAAGUUGGAGAAUUUGUUUAUGAAACUAUGUACAUUCUUAUGCUUGUUUACGUAAUCACUGAUGUAAUCUUAUUUAUAAAAUAUUAAAAAUGUUUUUUUAUUGGUUGAGAUCAUGAACCAAUUGAUGUUAGACUACCAUUGAACACCUGGAAGCAUUGGACGGCCGUUUCAUCCUAGUAUGCGACUUCUCAGCAGUACACAUCCACGAUCCCGCUCCCAGCGAGAUUCGAACCCAGGGCAUUUAGUCUUGCGUGUGAACGCUCAACCUACUAGACCACUGAGCCAUCCGGCAUCCAAUGGUGUUAAUGUCCAACCUCGACCAAUCCACGAAAUUGCACGACCAUCUUCCAUUUUACUGAGGUAGAUAUCUGUCUCUACCUGACACGGAUUGGCUACAUUGGUCACGGCUUCUCAUUAGAACUUUGAGAAUUUCCUCACGAAGGUAGUCACCGGUUUUAUUAAUAUUUACGUUGUUAUCUUCAUUCAAUAGUAACUGCAACCAACAAUGAUUCCGUUGUAAAUGCCAUUUAGAGGAAGUCUCAUUAUUGGAAAAUAUCAGUUGG